CGGCGAUCGGCGCCAAACCUUACAUCAUUUGGCCAAGAGGGAAAAAGUACAGAAGGCCAAGGCCGCAUCGACCAUGAACGGCAGCCCGCUCACGAAUCAACGCAUUCUAGUCAGGCACGAGGAGGCACUUCACUCCAAUGUAUGACCGGUACCUGCAUGCUUCGAAGGACUAACGUUGGUCGCACGCUGUCUAUGUCUGGCGCGUACAAGAAGGUAGGUCCACUCCUCUCAUCUUCCUUCUUCGUACCAUCUACAGUUCCAUUCCGUCGGUUGUACCAUUCAAGAUGAAAAGCUAUACUGUUGCGGCCAUCGCGGCCAUCACGGCCACCGCUGCCGCCUCUCUAUACAACGAAACUACCACCAACCACACCUGCGUCCUCCAGCCCAACGUCCUCUCUUGCUCAGCUCAAGCCAACCCGCGAUCUGUCGAUUCGUGCUGCGCGGAAACUUUUGGUGGUCUCUUCUUGUCCACUCAAUACUGGGACACUUACACCGGCCUUGAGAGCCAAGGUCAGGUCCUUCCCCUCAAUACUUGGACCCUACACGGUCUGUGGCCCGAUUUCUGCAAUGGCAGCUACACCCAGUAUUGCGACUUGACGCGCCAAUUCGACCCAAGCCCCAGUCCCAACACGACCAACGGCCUGCCCAAUGGCACCGUCGUGCCCCGCUACACCGGCCCGAACAUUGGCACCUUCCUCACUCCAUUCCAAAGAAACGACCUCCUUGCAUACAUGAACACCUUCUGGAUCAACCAAGGUGGACCAAACUACGAUUUCUGGGGCCACGAAUUCAGCAAGCACGCUACCUGCUUUAGCACGUUCGAUGUGCCAUGCUAUGGCCCACAGUACGUGCAGCACCAGGAGGUUGUCGACUUCUUCGAGACCGCCAUCCUGUACUACAGGCGCCUGCCCACCUACGGCUGGCUCAGCGCCGCCGGCAUCCGCCCGUCAAACACGACCACUUACUCCCUGUCGGCCAUUGAGUCGGCUCUGAGGACUGGCUACGGUGCGACUCCGUACGUCGGCUGCUCCGGCCCACGCUACAACACCACGGCUGCCGGCCGCAACUCCACCGACAAUGGCUACACGCAGAUCAGCGAGGUGUGGUACUACUUCCACGCCUUCAACCGCCCACAAAGUGGCCAGUGGCUCCCGGUCAACCAGACCGGUAGCAGCUCUUGCGCACGCACGCCUGGUGCUCUCCAGUACCUGCAGAGGACACCUACCUCCGUGGGCACCGCUGUUGGCCCGUAGAGGAGUGUAGUGGAUCAUGGAUUGAUGAUGAACCAUGUAGAUAUGACCAAUCAAAAAUUUAUCUAGAAUGUGUAAUAUGAAAGCAUGAAAACAAUAUCUACUCAACUCAAUUGUGUCCAACGUAUGUACAUACAUGAUCGUCUGCCGGUCAGUAAAGUGUUGUUGACUGGGAGUGCAAAGGCGCGAGAGAGUUCACCGGAGUUACUUCCGCGCCCUCACAGCUUUAACAAGCUUACUUGUAG
Messenger RNA from Baudoinia panamericana UAMH 10762, 1495 nucleotides. RefSeq lists its product as uncharacterized. The coding region runs from base 285 to 1253 and encodes 322 amino acids. The transcript has a single exon. Gene Ontology annotation, biological process: RNA catabolic process. Gene Ontology annotation, cellular component: extracellular region. Gene Ontology annotation, molecular function: ribonuclease T2 activity; RNA binding. The record is from RefSeq and is a predicted model, not a curated record. NCBI's taxonomy places the organism in Eukaryota, Fungi, Ascomycota, Dothideomycetes, Mycosphaerellales, Teratosphaeriaceae.